AUAGCAGCGCAAAAUGGCCACGUUGCGAUGAUGGAUCGAUUGAUGGAACUCGGGGUUGAUCCAAAGAAGAGAUCGAAUGACGGCUGGACUGCUCUUCACCAGGCAGCACUUAAGGGACAUUUGGCGAUGGUGGAUCGACUGGUGGAACUCGGGGUUGAUCCAAAAGAGAGAUCGAAUAACGGCUGGACUCCUCUUCACGUGGCAGCAGAGAAUGGCCAUGUUGCGAUGGUGGAUCGACUGGUGGACCUU
Molecule: messenger RNA, 249 nt
Organism: Lindgomyces ingoldianus
Lineage: Eukaryota; Fungi; Ascomycota; Dothideomycetes; Pleosporales; Lindgomycetaceae
Product: ankyrin repeat protein
Exons: 1
Molecular function (GO): protein binding
Source: RefSeq, a predicted model, not a curated record